AUGCCACGCACACAGCAAAAGGGCAAGGGGAGGAAGGGCGUUGCGAGUCGCGCGCAGAGGCACGCUCGCGAAACCACAUCUCGUCGUCAGGCGAGAGCGAGGCCAGUUGCCACGGGUUGCCGCCGCGAGAUCAGAGAUGAGAGCGGCAGCGAGGAUGGCAGCGAGGAUGGCAGCGAGGAGAGCGGCGCUGAGGAGAGCGUCGUUGAGGAGAGCGGUGCUGAUGCGGGCAACGAUGACGAAUUCACGUUGCCCAGUCUCCCGGGCCCAAGGCGCGUGCCCGAGCUGCCCUCAGCCGUGUGCUCAGCGCUCGAGGAGUGGCUCAGGAACAUCCGAGAGCGUCAUUCCCUCUCAUCCAAGAGACUCCCCAAGGAGCUCAAUGCAGGGGAAUACGCUAGGGUGACAGAGCUGGUGAGCGACCCGCUCUGGCAGGCAGAUGAUACUGCCCAGCUAGACCAGCAGGCGAACGCCUACGUCCAAUUCCUUGCUGGCCACAGGCGUCAACCGGAAUUGGAGACCAUGUGGCGUCUUGUGCCGCGGUUUAUGCGCUGCCUGCCACCUGCGCUGUUCGAAGACCGGAACCUCGAGUACGACUCGAGCGGCAACCCGCAGCUGCUCCUGCUCGUCGUCCAUCCCUUCUUCCAGGGAUCGCCCGCGCUGCUCGCUGUCGUCCUGCAGUACGCGGCCAAGCUGCGGACCAACGACCAUCGCCGAUGGCCAGUUCAUACCGAGGUGCGCAAGGCGUUGAGAGAACAGGGGAAGCUCCUGCCCCCCAUAUCCACCUUGUUGCGCGAGAUGGAGAAGAACAUCCGAGUCUCGGCCACUCCGUCCGCUGCCUCCUCUGACUCCUUCGCUCCGUAUCCGGUAGCGUUGGCCGAUGUCAAGGCAGCCAUCCAUGCCCUGAAUGAGCUCCACAUUCGCGGUGCCCCGGCGUUUGGUGUACCGGCAGAGCUCAACUACAAAUGGGUACAAUCGAACAUUCACUCCCACGACCCGCCGAAGGGCUGGGAAGGUGUGAUCGAGGCCAUGGAGCGUGCCCAUAAGCGCUCUCUGCAGGCCAAGAUCUUGGCUGAGCGACGGCUGCCGCCUCCGUCGAGCGCACUGCCUGCGCCGCCUCUGCCUGCUGUUACCGGCAGUGAGGGCCCCGCGAUUCAGCGGAGUGCUGAUCCCUUCGCUGAGCGGCCUCCGCACGGAGGUACGCCAUCCCCUGCUAUUGCAGGUAGCGGCGUGGACGGGAUGCGGCAGGGCGACACCGAGCUCUCGCCGGAUACUGUGAUGCUGGAAGGCCCUGACCUGCUCCCAUUGGAGGAUGAGUAUGUGUUUCACUUCCAUCCUGAUCCCAAUGGGGAAGAGGUUGUUGUUGGGCGCGAUCUGGCUGGGCGUCAGCAGGAGGAGAUCUUGGAGGAGAAGGAGGAGGAAGAAGGGGGAAAGACAGAGGAAGAGAAUGAGGAUGAUGUAGUGUUGGGGUAUAGAUAUGCUGGAAAAUAA
This is a messenger RNA of Chaetomium strumarium, 1485 nucleotides long. RefSeq lists its product as uncharacterized. The record is from RefSeq and is a predicted model, not a curated record. Lineage: Eukaryota; Fungi; Ascomycota; Sordariomycetes; Sordariales; Chaetomiaceae. The coding region runs from base 1 to 1485 and encodes 494 amino acids. The transcript has 3 exons.